Messenger RNA from Rhododendron vialii, 1789 nucleotides. Its product is annotated as S-adenosyl-L-methionine-dependent uroporphyrinogen III methyltransferase, chloroplastic. Gene Ontology annotation, molecular function: uroporphyrin-III C-methyltransferase activity. The record is from RefSeq and is a predicted model, not a curated record. Lineage: Eukaryota; Viridiplantae; Streptophyta; Magnoliopsida; Ericales; Ericaceae. Bases 229 to 1308 code for a protein of 359 amino acids. Gene Ontology annotation, biological process: siroheme biosynthetic process. The transcript has 5 exons.
CGCCCCCUGCCCUCUACUGCCACUUCCUUUCUUGGUUGCACUUGUCCUUCCAUGGCCCCCAAAAGCCACCAUCUCACCCCCCAAAAGUUCAAAAAGACGGGUCCAACUCUCUCUCUCUCUCUGCAUCUGCCUCAUUCUAUGGGGUCUAUACAUAAGCACAAACACACGGGCCUCAAAUAAUUUAACUGCAUAUCAUCACUGUCUCUAAUCUAGAACUUGUGAAUUGACAUGGCCGUUGUCAGUAAGCUUCUUUCCAUUUCUUCUCAUUCACCCCACUUCAGGAAACCCCGAAGUUCUUUCACCUUCAACCCAGUCACUUCGGCCUCACCCUUCACCGAAAAACACUCAAUCGAGCGCUACAGAAGAGAAUCCACCUGGCUGUCCACGAACCAGCUAAACCGACCCGUUUCUUUUCCACCCGAUUCGGACCCAUCAUCAAUCCGGGAGCAAGACAUAGCCCUGCAGCUGCCGGAGCUGAAGAGGCUGCUGGAGGUCUUGAGAGACAAGAGAGAGAGUGGCGGAGAGAGAGGGAGGGGACCCGGGAACGUGUUCUUGGUCGGGACCGGACCCGGUGACCCGGAACUGUUGACGGUGAAGGCUGUGAGAGUGAUUGGGAGUGCGGAUUUGUUGUUGUACGAUCGGUUGGUGUCUAAUGAGGUGUUGGAUUUGGUGGGUACGGAGGCUAGGCUUCUGUACGUGGGCAAGACUGCUGGGUACCAUAGCCGAACCCAGGAAGAGAUCCAUGAAUUGCUUUUGAGUUUUGCAGAAGCAGGGGCUACUGUUGUAAGACUUAAAGGAGGGGAUCCACUGGUGUUUGGAAGGGGUGGGGAGGAGAUGGAUUUCCUGCAACAACAGGGAAUUCAAGUGCAAGUCAUUCCAGGUAUUACUGCUGCUUCUGGAAUAGCAGCAGAACUGGGGAUUCCAUUAACUCAUCGUGGUGUUGCAAAUAGUGUAAGAUUUCUUACCGGCCACUCAAGGAAAGGGGGAACGGACCCCCUGUUUGUAGCGGAGAAUGCAGCUGACCCUGAUUCGACCUUGGUGGUUUAUAUGGGCUUGUCAACUCUUCCUUCUCUUGCUGUGAAGUUGAUAAAUCAUGGUCUGCCACCCGAUAUACCAGCUGCUGCAGUUGAGCGAGGGACCACACCUCAACAACGCAUGGUUCUUGCUGAACUGAAAGAUCUUGCCGACGAAAUUGCAUUAGCUGAAUUAGUAUCACCUACUCUAAUCAUCAUCGGGAAAGUUGUUUCACUUUCACCAUUCUGGCCCCACUCCUCCAAAGAGGCACCAGCCUUGGUGCAGGCAAGAUAACAUGUUGUCAUGGAUUCUGAAUGUUGUCUCGAAUUUUCCUGCCGGAUCAUUAACCUGGCUGCUUUCACUGAAUGGGAAUUGGUUUUGGAGCAUUGGUUGCUGUGCUUCAGGGUCGCAUAUUAUUUGUUUCAAUAUUUUGGAUCGAGAAUAUGAUGAAAUUGAUCUACAAAGAGCAUUGGAACUUUUGCUGCGUCUCUGCUUGUUGAAAGUUGUGCUAAGAUUGUGAAAAGCUCUCUGAGAUUCUCAUUGACCGCUCAUGGCAGAAAGCAAGAUUGGCCAUUGACCACUCAUGGCAGAAUGAAUUCGAUACUUCAGACGGAGUAUGUAUUAUCAAAAUGAGUAGGACUAGGUUUUCUGAUAAGUCAUAAUGUGAGCAUCACCUUGUAACGCUGAUGGCAUCCGAAUUUUGGCAAUUUCUUCCAAGGAAUUUGAUUGUUUUUGGCAUCUGUUUGUGAAUGAGUGGGAGUUGAUGGUUGAAAUG